AUGAAGAGAUCAAGGUCAGACUCAGUUCAUUUUAUGGCUCUAGUACGGUCCAACGCAUCUAAAAACCUAAACCUAUAUUUGGCAAAACUCAGGUUGACAUACUGGACGAUGACCAUUCGGAAGGGAGAUCCAAAAGACCAAACACUGGUAACAUUCUGGACAAUAACUAUUCACAAGGCAGAGCGAAAACAGCGCCAGAACUUAUCCACCGAGGUCGAAGAAAGGGUAUUUGUGGAGGUCGCCAGUGAAUUGAGAAAAGUGUUAGCUACCUUGAGCCAUAGCGGAACCAAGGAGCCUCAUGCGGAAAACAGGUCAGAGUGUGUAAGAGUUCUAAGUAGUUUCGGAGAAUUUGGGACGGCAGACGAAUAA
Molecule: messenger RNA, 369 nt
Organism: Cooperia oncophora
Lineage: Eukaryota; Metazoa; Nematoda; Chromadorea; Rhabditida; Trichostrongylidae
Source: the annotation of a GenBank genome assembly